AUGUCUCCGGGUGCAGAUGACGAAGGGUUUGAAAACACUCCCAUGACGAAUGGAGGAAGAGGCGAUGGAGUUGAAAACGUGGUGAUUGCUGGUGCAGGUCCCGCAGGGUUAAUGCUGGCAUCGAACCUGGCUCGGUUUGGAAUAAAAGCGACCAUAGUGGAUGACAGGAAGGAUAUGACAAGUACAGGGCGAGCAGAUGGCUUACAACCAAAAACCAUCGAGACUUUUCGACAGCUGCGGAUCGCCGACUCUUUGCUGCAGAAGGGGGUGAAGAUUUACGACAUAUGUUUCUGGAGCUCUACCGCCACAGAGAAGCUGCACAGAACAGGAAGGGAGACACACUACCCUCAGCUUGACUCCAGGGAUCCAUUCAUCUUGCUAGUCCACCAAGGCAUGGUGGAAGAGAUUUUCAUCAAUGAAAUGAAGGAAAGAGGGGUCGAAGUUUCCAGGAGCAGUCCUUUUAUCACAUAUGGGACCAAACCUGAAGCAGAUGGACCCAUUGAGGUUGUCUGUGGCGACGGGUGCGGUACAACAAAAUCAAUCAAGACCAGGUAUCUUGUCGGAUGUGAUGGAGCUCAUUCCAAAGUGAGAAAAGCCAUUCCCGGUGCAGAGAUGCAGGGCGAGGCUAGUAGAGCCCCUUGGGGCGUCCUUGAUGGUGUCAUUGACACUGACUUUCCCGACCUAUGGAGCAAGGUGGUAAUUCACUCUGAGGCGGCUGGCACUGUCCUCUGCAUCCCACGAGAACGCAACAUGACGAGAUUGUACAUCGAACUUGAUCACGGAAUCCAAGCUGCAAUGCCCUCCGAUGCAGCCACUCAGGAGUUCGUGAUGAAAAAGGCACAGGAGAUCCUGGCCCCGUACACUUUGACCUGGAAGCGGAUUGAAUGGUUCAGCGUAUACAAAGUUGGCCAGCGUGUCGCCAACCACUUUUCCGAUGAGAGUGAACGAGUUUUCAUCGCGGGAGACGCUGCUCAUACACACUCCCCAAAAGCCGCCCAGGGCAUGAAUACUAGCAUGCAUGAUGCCUUCAAUCUUGCCUGGAAACUUAAUCUGGCGGUUCGAAAUCUCGCAGCGCCUUCCUUACUCUCCACGUAUCAACAAGAGCGCGGAAAGAUUGCCCAGGAUCUCAUCAAUUUUGAUUUUGAACAUGCCAACGCAUUUGCUGCUGGAGACCCAGAAGCUCUGGCCGAGAACUUCUCCAAAAAUAUGGCUUUCAUUUCCGGUGUGGGAGUGAAGUAUCACCCGAAUGUCCUCAACGUCCCGGAGAAGCUCCCUCAGGGAAGACUUCGAGCAGGCGAGCUUCUGCCUCCAUCAAAGGUGUCACGAUAUAUUGAUGCAAACCCGGUGGACGUUGAGCUUGAUAUUCCCAUGCUUGGACAAUUCCGAAUCUAUCUCUUUGUCCCGGACGUCCAUACAGCAUCCCGUUUCCUGAAUGAUCUGUGCACUCACGUCGUCUCAGCCAAUUCGGUCCUCGGCCGGGCCUCUGCUGCUGCGGCCAUCUCAUAUGCCAAAAUGAAGAUAUCCCCAACCGAAUCUGACUUGUUUGUCCAGCCACAACGAUACACUCCAUUCUCGAGCCUAUUUACAUUCGCGCUCGUCACGACCAUGCCGAAGGAUGAGGUGGAGAUUGGUCACCUUCCUCCAUUACUCCAAGACAGCAGAUGGACAUUUUAUAUGGAUGAUGUGGUUGAGCAGGGUCAAACUUGUACACAAAAAUGGCUGGGAGAACUUCACGAUCAGCAAGUUGCAAUUGUCAAUGUGAGACCAGACGGUUACGUGGGAAACGUGAGCAGAUGGAAUUUCAAUGACGACGAUGCUAGCACGGCGGCUUCCACUUGGCUUGAUUCAUACUAUGGAGGAUUUCUUCAAGGUUGA
Molecule: messenger RNA, 1875 nt
Organism: Capronia epimyces CBS 606.96
Lineage: Eukaryota; Fungi; Ascomycota; Eurotiomycetes; Chaetothyriales; Herpotrichiellaceae
Exons: 6
Coding region: 1-1875 (624 amino acids)
Molecular function (GO): FAD binding
Source: RefSeq, a predicted model, not a curated record